Tinamus guttatus (white-throated tinamou) is the source of this 331-nucleotide messenger RNA. The record is from RefSeq and is a predicted model, not a curated record. Lineage: Eukaryota; Metazoa; Chordata; Aves; Tinamiformes; Tinamidae.
AUGACUUAUGAUGAAGCAGAGAUGUGGUGCAAAGACAGAUAUACUAACAUGGUUGCCAUUCAGAAUAAGGAGGAAAUCAGAUAUCUUAAUAACUUCUUACCUUUUAAUCCCGGUUACUACUGGAUUGGAAUCAGAAAAAUUAAUGAGACAUGGACCUGGGUUGGAACUAACAAAGAACUAACAGAAGAGGCAGAAAACUGGGCUUUGGGUGAGCCAAAUGGUGAAGGGAACAACGAGGACUGUGUUGAAAUCUACAUCAAAAGAGGGAAGGAUGAUGGCAAAUGGAAUGAUGCACAGUGUGAGAAAAAGAAGGUUGCCUUGUGUUAUACAG